Archocentrus centrarchus (flier cichlid) is the source of this 3899-nucleotide messenger RNA. RefSeq names its product wingless-type MMTV integration site family, member 6b (gene wnt6b). Gene Ontology annotation, cellular component: extracellular region. Gene Ontology annotation, molecular function: frizzled binding; cytokine activity. Gene Ontology annotation, biological process: multicellular organism development; neuron differentiation; cell fate commitment. The record is from RefSeq and is a predicted model, not a curated record. The transcript is spliced from 4 exons. The coding region runs from base 606 to 1664 and encodes 352 amino acids. Lineage: Eukaryota; Metazoa; Chordata; Actinopteri; Cichliformes; Cichlidae.
GACAGACAGUGCAGUAGAGACGCCUCUACCUGCGGCCGGUGAGCACCGAAAAUUACCGACUUCAUCAAGGCGUCAUUUCGGGGCGCGUAGAGAAGGACCACCGCGUCGCUGCACUAAAAGGCAUUUUAAUUGUUAGACAUGUAUAAGCGCUCCUCAUCUUCUCUGUCUUUGUUCUGACAGUUUUUUAGAACUAAAAUGACGAGUCAGAGCCGAGUAUCCUCCCAACCGGAGCUUUUUCGCGGUGCUGUUUCGCAGUCAGAUAAAACUUCACUGCUUUCAGUAUUCCUCCUCAGUCCGCCUUGAAAGCAAGUAACGUGCAACGACAGAUGGGGCAAAACGACAAUGAAGAGGUUAACCACACCUUUGAAAGCGGACAUCUCUUCAGUAGCCUCUUGACCAACUUUGUUGCGCAUUAAGAUGCGCACGACCGAAGAGGAGUUGAAUUUUUGCGCUCUUCUUGACAGUUUCUGAGUGUCCUUUUACUGACUCAACCCGCAAAAGCAAGGACUUCCUAUGUAUUUAAGAAAAAACCCAGCUCAGUGUUGGCUGAGAUCGUCACUUUAAAGUUUGGUGGGGAAUCUCCUUGAGGAUUUGUUGCGUUCAACAUGACGGUUCGUCUCUCGCGGAUCCAGCUGGCUCUGUUCUUUAUCUUGCUUUGUCCGGUCAAUAUCAUCGGACUCUGGUGGGCAGUAGGCAGUCCACUGGUCAUGGACCCCAACAGCAUUUGCAGGAAGGCAAAGCGUCUGGUGGGGAAGCAGGCUGAGCUGUGCCAGACUCAGCCAGAGAUCAUCAACGAGGUGGCCAAAGGAGCCAGGCUGGGCGUCAGGGAGUGCCAGUACCAGUUCAGGUACCGCAGGUGGAACUGCACCAGCCACCACAAAUACUUUGGGAAAAUACUUCAACAAGAUAUUCGGGAGACAGCAUUUGUUUAUGCCAUCACAGCUGCUGGUGUGACACACUCUGUGACCCAAGCCUGCAGUAUGGGAGACCUCCUGCAGUGUGGCUGUGAGGCGACCAGGAACAGACCACCUCCAAAGCCGUCCUCCUCUGGGGAUGGGGUCAAGUGGGAGUGGGGGGGCUGUGGAGACGAUGUGGAGUUUGGUUAUGAAAAGUCAAAGCAGUUUAUGGAUGCCAAGAGGAGGAGAGGCAAGAGUGACAUCAGGACACUCGUUGACCUGCACAAUAAUGAAGCCGGGAGACUGGCAGUAAAGCUCUACAUGAGGACUGAGUGCAAGUGCCAUGGACUGUCAGGCUCGUGCACCUUGCGCACAUGCUGGAAAAAGAUGCCCCAUUUCCGUGAAGUAGGUGACCGCCUGCUGGAGCGGUUCAAUGGUGCUUCCAAGGUGAUGGGUGGCAAUGACGGCAAGACCCUGAUCCCUGUCGGCCAGAAUAUUAAGCCGCCGGAUAAGCAGGAUCUGAUCUACUCGGACGAGUCUCCGGAUUUCUGCCUUGCAAAUCGAAAAACAGGUUCACUUGGAACAAAGGGGCGUAUAUGCAACAGCACAGCCAUGGACAUAAGUGGCUGUGAUUUGUUGUGCUGCGAACGAGGCUACCGAGAAGAAACAGUGGUGUUUGAGGAGAACUGCUUGUGUCGUUUUCACUGGUGUUGUGUUGUCCAGUGCAAAAAGUGCUUGGUUCGAAAAGAGCUUAGUCUCUGUCACUGAUGAACUGAGGUUUAAAGUAGUCAAAUUAAUUUGUUAAUUAUAACUACUUUUGUUACUUUUUGAAGUUCUCGCUUUAGUUUGGCUAGUGUGGAUGAUGGAAAGGAUUUAGAGUUUCAUGGUUAUCCAUUUUCUUAGAUAAUGCCCCAGUUCAAUCAGCAGUUACCACAUAUGGCAUAGAGAAUCUAGUGUUGGCUAGCUGGCACAUAUUGUGAGUGUUUUCCUUCCACAUCCAGUUCAACAACAGAGCAUGAUAGGAGACAUUGCUUUUUAUCUACAACAUUCUAUACAGUAAUAGGAAGAUUAAGUAUCCUACUAUGGCCAUAUUCCAUUCCAGUGCUUUUAUUGUACUUUGAGAUGUCCUUACUGUUCUCUAACAGUGUAAUGCUCAUAGACUUGACAUAAAAGAUGGACAUAGCCUCCGGACCUAAAGAGUGAAGUAAACACAAAAAGUGCCUUAAACCUGCAUUAUUUCCAAAAAUCAGCAGGGGAGUCAAAUCACCCCCGUGCUCUUGAUGCCUGGUUUCAAAAAACUAAGAUGGUGAUGACCAAAGAACACCAAAUUCAUGCUUUAAAAUAGGAGACCACAAACAAGUGGGAAUUGUUAUGGUGGCUACAUCCAUCUUUCAUAUAUAUUCUGUCUUAACAGUAUAAUCAUAUUCUUGAGUUUGCAUUUACAUUUUACCAAAAUUUUACCAAAAACUGUGUCUCAGUUGCAAUAACUGCAGUGAAACCACAUAAUGGAACGUGGAAAACAGCUCCAAAACAGUGCUGGUCUUGACUCAUUGUUCUGCUACUGUUUAAAAAAAUGCAAAAAAAAAAAAAAAAAAAAAAGGGAAAGUGUAACCCAUUAUUGUAUUUGAAAAAUGCUGUUAACACCAUGCUUUACAGGUGCGGACUUGGCUUGCCAGCAGAGACUCUUAUUUAUAUAAAGAUAUGAUGACUACUUGCUUCCAUCUCUCUCUCAGAAGCAUUUUGGACACAACAGCUGCCAGGGACUUCCUCAUCAGCUUGGCAAUAAAACCAGCAGUGGUUGGCUGUUUCUUCUAAACCAAAAUAGAAACUUUUUUUUUCCAUGAUAUUGUUUGGUAUAAAAAAUGUAUAUGAUGCAUUUUGUCUAUAUAUUAUGAUAUACAGGGCUAAUAAUAAUGCACUUUGGAUGUUAGCAUUUAUUUGAUACUGUAAGUGCAUGUGUGUGUGUGUGUGUGUGUGUGUGUGUGUUUGUGUGUGUGUGUGUCAGGGAGAGAGCAAGAGACUGAGAGAGAGAGAGAGAGAAAGGGAGAAAGAGAGAAAAAAGUGUGCAUUAUUGUGUUUGUGCAGUUUGGCCAGUUAUCACCAUAUCCUUCAGUGUACAUAUCUAUAAGUUGCUGUCUGAUGUUAAACUGCAUUAUGCUGGUUAUUGAAAGCACACCACUCUUGGACUUUCUGUCUGACUGUGACAGACAAGGUCUUUUUUUUUUUGGUUCCUUUUCAGCAGAAGCAUGUUUCCCAUAAACUUAUCAUGUCAUCUCAUUUACGCUUUUUAAUUAUCCGACAAUGCACAGUAAGUAUACUGAACUAUAAGACUUCAGUUUUUUUCUAAGGUUUUUGCAUUUGAAUGAGGGUUAAUAAUUUAGAGUCAGCUGGUUUUGAUCUUCCAGUUAGAGGUGUAUCACGGUUCAGAUCUGGAUGUUUCCAUGUCACUUUUAUUGUCUGUUGUAUGACAGCACUGUGCGGGGCCAAAAUCAAUUGACUCAGUUUAUAACUUAACUGUUGAUUAUUCUGUAAGUCCAUUUUGUAGUUAACGUUAACCACUUAAGGUCAUGAUAACUGCACAUUGGGCUGACACCCCCCCACUGAUUUUUUUAUGAGAGAGUAGCCCUUUAUGUGUGAACAGAGCCAAAGUUUAAUUUUUUUGCAUUCAGGACAUGUUGAACAGCAAGGCAAUAAGAUCCAUAUAUGAACCAGUCACACCCAUUGACGAAGAGGCUGCAUCUUAUCACUAGAGGUGUGGGCUUGAGAAUUUCCUCCCUUUUUCAGUUUUUUAAUACCAUUCCAUCCAGCUUUGGUGAGAUAUUAGUAGUGACAGUUUCAAAACGUUUCAGUGAAAUCUACAUUAUUUAACCAGCAAAUCUUAGAUAACUCAUUUGUCAUUUAUUUAAAUGCAGUUUGUCAUAUAUUGCUUUUGAUUUCCAUCUGCUCUUCAUCAUUGUAUUGAGAAGAAAUCAUUGCAUACUUGGAUGUUACACUGCAACUUCA